AUGGAAGAUACAAGAAGUGCAGAGGAGGAAUGGGAGCCUAAGCCUGGAAUGAUUUUUGAUUCGCUUGAUAAUCUUGUCCAACACUACAAAAGCUAUGGGAAUAAAAUGGGUUUCGAAGUUAUUAUACGAUCUUCAAAGAAAGGAUAUGAUGGAGAGGUGACAAACGCGACACUAGCUUGUUCUUGUAUUGGGAAGUCACGCAGUAACCCCGUAAAUGCUUUUAAAAUGCAUCCAGUAACAAAAACUGAUUGUAAGGCUCGAAUUGGUGCAGCUGUACGUUCUGAUGGCAAAUGGAAAAUAUGUUCAGUUGUGUUUGAUCAUAACCAUGAACUCAGUAGUCCUACCAAAAGUAGAUAUUUCAGAAGCAAUCGAAUUAUACAACCAUAUGUAAAAAGAAAGCUUGAAGUGAAUGAUAGGGCUGGGAUUAGGCCAAAUAAAAAUUUCAAUUCCAUGUUAGUUGAAGCAGGCGGUGCUGAGAAUUUGCCUUUCCUACAGAAAGAUUGUAGGAACUACAUUGAAAAAGUUAGGAGGUUACGACUUGAUGAAGAAGGUCGAUUAAAGAAUGUUUUAUGGGUGGAUGCAAGAAGUAGGGCUGCAUUUAAAGAGUUCGGUGAUGUUGUGACAUUCGACACUACAUAUUUGACCAACAAGUAUGAUAUGCCGUUUGGUGCUUUUGUUGGUGUUGAUCAUCAUGGUCAUUCGAUACUGUUAGGUUGUGGGUUAAUCUCCAACGAGGACACAAAGACAUUUGUAUGGCUUUUUCAAUCUUGGCUUGCAUGUAUGUUGAAUUGCGCUCCUAAAGCAAUAAUCACUGAUCAAGAUAAGGCAAUGCAAAAUGCAAUUGAGAUUGUGUUCCCUGGUACACGACAUAGAUGGUGUUUGUGGCAUAUAAUGAAGAAAUUGCCUGAAAAACUUAGAGGUUAUAGUCAAUAUGAACAGAUUAAGUUUUCUUUGCAAAAUGCCGUGUAUGAUUCAUUGACAUGUGAGGAGUUUGAAGAACGUUGGAAUAGGUACAUUGAUAAAUACAACCUUCACGACAAUGAUUGGUUGCUUGGUGUACAAUGA
Molecule: messenger RNA, 1065 nt
Organism: Pistacia vera
Lineage: Eukaryota; Viridiplantae; Streptophyta; Magnoliopsida; Sapindales; Anacardiaceae
Product: protein FAR1-RELATED SEQUENCE 5-like
Exons: 2
Coding region: 1-1065 (354 amino acids)
Biological process (GO): regulation of DNA-templated transcription
Source: RefSeq, a predicted model, not a curated record